AUGCCCUCGGUCUCAGCUUACUUCUCAGCGGCCAGGCUGGCAAACCUAUCCAGCUCUCGUAGCUGCCACGUCAGCAGCCAGCGCCUCUCGCUCCCGUCCCUCGCCUGCUCCAGCACCUCCGCGUCUCGCGCCGCAUCCGGCGGCGCGGUGCGCGUGAGCGCGGUGAAGAAGCAGGAGGAGCUGGCGGAGAUCCGCGGGAUGGGGACGGCGGAGAUCGAGCAGGCGGUGGUGGACCUCAAGGGCGAGCUCUUCCUGCUGCGCGCCAAGCAGGCCACGCGCCUCGAGUUCAAGCCCAGCGAGUUCGGCCGCAUCCACAAGCGGGCUCAUGCGUGCAGGCUCAUGGGUGCAGGCUCAUGGGUGCAGGCUCAUGGGUGCAGGCUCAUGGGUGCAGGCUCAUGGGCGCAGGCUCAUUACUAG
Molecule: messenger RNA, 417 nt
Organism: Closterium sp. NIES-65
Lineage: Eukaryota; Viridiplantae; Streptophyta; Zygnematophyceae; Desmidiales; Closteriaceae
Source: the annotation of a GenBank genome assembly